ACGGAGUCAGUACCGCGCCGCCGGCCGGCCGAAGCGAACGUGUCUGCGGUUAUUGUAUCGCCCGCAUCGGGCGCAUGUUUCAGUGUAAUUUCGUUAUGCCGAUGUCGUCGUGAAUCUGUAACAAAAAUGGACUUUCAGAGUGCUAUGGAGACAUUCGCCGAGGCAUGGGCAGCUGCCAAUACUGUCAAAUCAGAGGCCCCGAGUGAUUUAUCACAGAAUUUGUCAUCGGAUCUACGUCGCAGUAAGACUCCGCCGCGUCGGUCGCCGGAGGAGCGUGCGGUGCCACGACCGCCGUCCGCGCCUGCGGCCCACGAGCGCGGCCCUCACACACCACACACGCCGCACACACCUCACACGCCGCACACCCCAUACACGCCGCAUCUAUCACCCAAGAAAGAAGCUUUCAAUAACCUUCUAAACAAAGGAAUAUCAGGUAAAACACUACCGGUGCACUGCGUGGUGGAAGCGGUAUCGUCUCUGGAGGAGGGCACGUGGCGUCGCCGUGCCGUGGUGGAGACAGAUAGCUACGUCAUCAUCCCCGCCGGAACCGCCUUCCAUGAGCUUGUCCCCGCUGCCAUGAUGAGGCUCGGAUAUCCGCAUGAACUCGCCGCCUCCGCUAAAGGUUCAGUGGUGAUAAACAACUGGAAGCCACUGUCCUUUGAGAAGAUCUCUGAUGGUCCGCUGGUGACUGUGGGCGAGGUGCUGGGUGAGCUGACGACCGUCGCCACGCUGCGUAUCCAACUGCUAAGGCCGAGGCUCACGCCGCUCCAGGACAUUAAGGACAAACUCCUUAGGCUACUGCUGGUGCAGAGCAGACCUUUGUUGAUUUCCACUGGAUGCCCUUUAGAUGAGGUCACAUUAGCUCAGAUUUGUAGAGGGCAAGAUCGAACGCCGGGGCCUCACAAUUUCCACGAGCCAUCUGAGGACAUGCGCAGAAAGUUCGAAUCUUGGUGGAGCGCCCAAGUUUCGCCGCGGCCGCCACCUUUUAGUCCACGUCAUUAUUCGUCACCUGUACCCAAAAAUCGGUCGCCUACUCUGAACGCUAUACCAGACCAUUUGCACCCGGCAUUACAGACGGUCCAAAACCAAUAUCCAACGCAGAAAACUAGAAUGAGAACAAGCUUUGAUCCUGAACUUGAACUGCCUAAGUUGCAACGUUGGUUUUCCGAAAAUCAACACCCAAGUCGACAACAGAUACAACAAUAUGUAAGGGAAUUGAACAACUUAGAAUCAAGACGAGGUCGUAAACCCUUAGACGUGAACAAUGUCGUAUAUUGGUUUAAAAAUGCAAGAGCUGCACAAAAACGUGCCGAGCUACGCAACAUUGGAGGUAUUGGUUGUCACCUUGGUGUAAAUGGUUUUAAUAGUAGGAGUCAUAGUCCAUCCAAUGGAUCUUUGAUGGCGAGUAACGACAAUUACGCGAUGCAAGAUCGCAAUUCAAUGAAGAGUCCUAUGCAAAUGUCAGGCAGCCCUGGCAGAUACCCGAUGUCAAUAAUGUCCGAAGACAAUUUGUCGAAUGCGGGAUCCGAUUUAGAAGACGACGGAGGGGAUUUAAAUCCAGAUGAUAGGCCUGAAAGUCCUGAUGCACCCCUUUCUCUUAUAACCACAAAGAAGAAUAAUAAUGAAGAAGAAAUGUCCAAACAAUCCCCGAAGCCUCCCGAUAUAAUAAAGGUACAUGAUAUCAAGCAGGAGCUUCGUGACUUGGCCAGAUCUGAUCAAACUAAUUCACCUCAAAGAUCUCCUGACAAAAACAGUGACAGUUCUCACAAUAACAAUAAUAAUGUAAAAGAAGAAAACGGAAUAACAGACGACCAAGACGUGGUUUCCGAUGAUGAAGUCGUUCAAGAGCGACACUAUCGUCCAUCAACGCCGCACCUUGAUCGCUUACCGUUUCCUAUGGUACCGAAUCAUCCGAUGUUCGGUCACGGCAUCAUGUAUAUGAGCCAGUACAUGACUGGAUUCCCUGGCGUCGGUCCAGUACCCGGUGAAGGCGCAAGCGGCUUAAACCUCGCUCUCGCCGGUGCUUCUGACGAAAGACGCAAACGUAACCGCACUUUUAUAGAUCCGGUCUCCGAAGUCCCGGUUCUCGAACAAUGGUUUUCAAUGAACACCCAUCCUUCACAUAAUCUCAUACUGAAGUACACAGAAGAGCUGAAUAGGAUGCCGUACAGGCAAAAGUUUCCUCGACUGGAAUCAAAGAAUGUGCAGUUCUGGUUCAAGAAUCGACGCGCCAAAUGUAAGAGGCUGAAGAUGUCGCUAUAUGAACCGUCGUCACCCAGCCACUACUCGCAUCCCGGCCAUCACGCUAUUGCUGAGCGAAAGUUGGUGUGAACUAUAAGUAAAUAAAAACUGUGACUAGAGCUAUUUGAGUCGUGAGACAAAAUAU
Papilio machaon (common yellow swallowtail) is the source of this 2386-nucleotide messenger RNA. RefSeq lists its product as uncharacterized. The transcript has 6 exons. Gene Ontology annotation, molecular function: RNA polymerase II cis-regulatory region sequence-specific DNA binding; DNA-binding transcription factor activity, RNA polymerase II-specific. The coding region runs from base 127 to 2331 and encodes 734 amino acids. Gene Ontology annotation, biological process: regulation of transcription by RNA polymerase II; chromatin remodeling. Lineage: Eukaryota; Metazoa; Arthropoda; Insecta; Lepidoptera; Papilionidae. The record is from RefSeq and is a predicted model, not a curated record.